GAUGAGGAUGUCUUCACAUUCUCAAGAUGGCGACCAUCAACAUGACUACGUGGACAGCGACACUUAUCACUUUUCUGACACUUUUUGCCGCUGUUGUAUACGGAGGUUCAGAAGGAGCAGAUGGGAAAGGUUUUGGUGACAACAUUGAAUGGUGGGCAUUAAAUGAUGGUUUAGCACAAUCUAAAAGCACAGGGAAACCUUUGAUGCUAAUUAUUCAUAAAACCUGGUGUGGAGCUUGUAAAGCUCUGAAGCCAAAGUUUGCCGCAUCCACUGAGAUUGAAAGUCUCAGUAAGAAGUUUAUCAUGGUCAAUGUUCAGGAUGAUGAAGAGCCAUCGGACAGCAAGUAUGUUCCAGACGGCGGUUACAUCCCCAGGAUUCUAUUUCUGAACUCCGUGGGCGAGGUCCAGACUGAGCUUAUCAACAAGGCUGGCAACCCUAAGUACAAGUACUAUUACCCAGACGUUUCAGGAGUUGUGGCGACAAUGAAUGAGGCACACCGAAAGCUUGGCGGUGGCGGUACUGAAGAACUCUAACCUUUGCGCCCGCCAGAACCCUUUGUCAUCUGGUGUUGGUAUUUAGCUAGUUUUUUGUCUUAGCAUGCACCUUUUUGUACCAUAUUUAUGAGCUUUUUUCUCAAAUAUUUUUUUACUGAAAGAAUCACAGGAGUAUCAUGUUGAUUGCACUGGCACUAAAUGUUGUUUGCGAUGUGCCGGUCUGAGUGAACCAGUUCACUAUAAACAAAGAAUAUAAUUUAUGUGACGCUUCAGGUCAAAACCAGGCUCCUGCCCAAAGCUCAAAAUGUUGUUUAUUUUAUCAACAAAUAAACAAGGAAAAAAGCUUCAAGAAACACCUUUUUUAAAGGCUUGUUUUGUAAUAAUUUGUCAAUUUGUAGAAAGUUUAAGGCGGCACAUCAUAUUGUUAUCAAGACUGAUGUUUGAAUGGGAGACUUUGGAACACCAAGUGGCAGCAGACUUGCCGGUUAAAUUUCCUUUGUUAACGUUGUUCUGAGCUUGCGCACAUAACGAGAACAAUGGAUUUGCCUGGUAAGUCUGCGGCCACUUCUUGUCCCCCAAAAACAAAUACUUUUUUUUUGCUUUUAAUGCCAUUUAAUUUUUGUCAUGUUCUCUUCUUUAUCUGAGAAGUGCCUGAUUUUUUGCGCUAGGCAUCACACUUUGUGGUUCCCUCACAAAAUCAUCUUGAUCUUUCUUCAGAAAAUAGUUUAUAUCUUAUGCACUUAACCUCUGACUAAAAAUCAACAUCUCAGUUGGGAUUGCUUGGGGGUAAGUUUAACAUUGAGUUCAGCCUUUGAUUUUGUUUGUACCAGGGGUCGAUUUCGCAAAGAGUUAGGACUAGUCCAAACUUAAGAGAAGUCCUAGGAGAUAUUAAAAACGUAUGUCCUAAUUAGUUAAGACUAGUUUAUUAGGACGAGUAACUCAUACUAACUCGAGAUAAGACUAGUCUUAACUCUUUGUUAAAUCCAACCCAGAUUUGUACAUACCUUAGCUCAAUUUUUUGAGGAAUGUUUGUAUAUUGUGGUCUGUACACUAACGUUUAUUAAUCUGACACUUUCUAAAAUACUGAUUUUUAACAAUGAAGGUCACUCAAACUAUUCACACAAUGCAAAUACUUAAAAAGUGAUUUUAAAUUCUUAUGUGGCGUGUCGUGGACCAGGGGUCUAGUUCACCGGACCCAAGCUCUGGUGUUGUUAGCAGCAGAGUGUGGGUUUAAUACCAGGUCAUGACACUUGUGCCCUUGAGCAAAGCACUUAACCAUAAUUCCUUUUGUAAAAUAUUGGGAAGGCGGUGUAUUCUGUUCUACCAACCAGGCUCCUAGUGGAUGAUACCCUUGCCUACAUCCUUACAGACUGUGAAGGGGGGUAACCCUGUUUCAGCCCCAGGAGUAGGUGGCAACAUGUCCCUGGUGGCAGUUGAUUUGGGUCGACAGCCAAAAUUAGUUAUGUAGCCCUCUUCUUGUAAUGGCUGUCCUGCCUUGUGAUGUAGUAAGGCAAUCUCCCAUUGUGCUUUAAAAAAUAUCUUGCGUUUGAUAUAUCGUAAAAGUCAUAUUUUUUCAUUUGGGUAUCUCAGAUAGUUUAUGUUUUGGGAAAUGUUCAGAAUACAAGUAGAUAGGCCUAUCUUCUGGUCAACCAAUUGUUAUCAAUCAUCAGAAAAAAAAAAUUGCAGAUUUAAAUUCUUAGAAUAUUCAUUAAAUGCAAGUUCAAUUUAUAGAGAAA
Messenger RNA from Asterias rubens (European starfish), 2230 nucleotides. RefSeq names its product thioredoxin domain-containing protein 12-like. NCBI's taxonomy places the organism in Eukaryota, Metazoa, Echinodermata, Asteroidea, Forcipulatida, Asteriidae. Gene Ontology annotation, cellular component: endoplasmic reticulum. The transcript has 6 exons. The coding region runs from base 27 to 533 and encodes 168 amino acids. The record is from RefSeq and is a predicted model, not a curated record.